AUGGCUGAUCAGCAAACUGAACGUGCAUUCCGCAAACAACAUGCGGUGGCCACUGUGCGGCGCAAGAGUAUUAAUCUCAAGAAGCGGCCACGUUUCUACCGCCAAAUUGGCUUGGGCUUUAAGGCUCCAGCUGAGUUCCUGCCUGCCACCCGCCCACGAUACGCUCCCACUUCCACUAACCAGAACGAGCGCGCCUUCCAAAAACAAUUUGGUGUGAACCUAAACCGCAAGGUGAAGCCUGGCGUCACCAAGAAGAAGAUCCUCCGCCGUUAUCGUGAUGUCGGUCUGGGCUUCAAGACCCCUCGUGAGGCCAUCGAUGGUACCUACAUUGACAAGAAGUGCCCCUGGACUGGCGAUGUUCGUAUUCGUGGUCGCAUCCUGAUCGGUGUUGUCCGCAAGACGAAAAUGCAGCGUACCAUUGUCAUUCGUCGUGACUACUUGCACUUUGUGCGCAAAUAUAGUCGUUUCGAGAAGCGUCACCGCAACAUGAGCGUCCACUGCUCGCCCGCUUUCAGAGAUGUUGAGCACGGCGACAUUGUCACCAUUGGCGAGUGCCGUCCCCUCUCAAAGACUGUGCGCUUCAAUGUACUGAAAGUCAACAAGGGUCAGGGCGCCAAGAAGAGCUUCAAGAAGUUUUAAAUGAGGACACCAGCGGAAAAGAUAAUAUUUGUAGAAUUUAUUCUUUUUGAAUAAAACAAAAAUUUAACUUUAA
Molecule: messenger RNA, 712 nt
Organism: Drosophila persimilis
Lineage: Eukaryota; Metazoa; Arthropoda; Insecta; Diptera; Drosophilidae
Gene: RpS11
Product: 40S ribosomal protein S11
Exons: 5
Coding region: 1-639 (212 amino acids)
Biological process (GO): translation
Cellular component (GO): cytosolic small ribosomal subunit; ribosome
Molecular function (GO): structural constituent of ribosome
Source: RefSeq, a predicted model, not a curated record